UAUAAGAUAUUAAUAAUAUGUUUAGCAGCUAUAGUGGACAAUAAAAUAAUAUAUAUAUUCAUAUUAUAGUAAAACAAAUGAACGCUUGCAAUCACAUUUUACAACAUAAUAUAUAUGCUAUAGACUAUAGUUAUAAGUAUAUAUUAUAUAUCAUGUGAUACGAAAAAUUUAAAUUAAAUUACAAACUUGAAACUAUACGUCAUAUAGAACCAAGCGAACAUGAUAUUUUAUGACAUUUAUAAUUUUGUGUAUAUUUUUUUAAAUUGACAGGUAUGUGAAUGCUCAAUAAGGAAUAUAAUAUUAUAGGGUAUAAUAUUAUAUUAGGUACUAUAAUUGCAAUUAAAAAGCAUACCUAUAUAGUUGCUGUAAUAGUUGGUGGAUAUAUAUUUUGAACGUAAAUAUAUAUACACGUUAUAAUUAAAAGGUACUUAUAAUCGACUUAAUUAUGAGUCUAUAUUUAAUAUUUAAUAAAUUACACACGACACAAAUACGUAGUACAUAUUAGAUCCUUAUUAUAAUGUACUAAAUCGGAAAUUGUAUUAUAAUAUGACUAUACAUUUUAAAAUGUCUUAACAUAAAUUUGAAUUAAUAUUAUAUUACAUUUUUAUAUCAAUGACAAAUAAUUAUAUAUAAGAAUAUGUCCAAUGUUCUGUUGAAUAAUCUGUGUUAGACCUAUGUUUAUAAUUAUGACAAUGUGGUAUCACCCGUAUUAGACAAUACGCGGUAAACCAACUAUACGCCUUACCCUCGUAUUCUCUAAUGACUAGGGCAGUGAAGUCGUUGCAUUUGCAUGUUUUUUUUAAAUGGUUAUAUUUAUUGCUGAGUGAGCUUAAAAUAUGUUUCAUUAAACUCUUAAUUUAAACCUACAAAAUUUUAAAAUUUUUUAAUAUUUUAUUAUAAAUAAUAUAUUAUAAUUGGGUUAUAUUUCCGUUUCUUAUAAGAUUUAAUAUUAAGUCUCAUCAAUUUGAACGUGGAAAUCAGCUCCAAAUAAUUGAUAGGCUAACGUUUUUAUUAUUCGGUUUAUAAUAAUUAAAUGCUCCUGCUCGAACACCAUAAAUUAUAUAAUACACACACAGCACUACCGUUAAACCGGUUUGUGAAUUCCUGAUUUCCGAUAAUAAUACAAAACUCGGCGUCUCAGUGUCGCAUUCCCCUCGACUAAAAUUAUAGAGAAAAAACUGGUCACCGCUACUCAUGACUCCAUGGUUGGGAGGGGUGGGGGUGGACCCAAUACGAUCGUCGUUCGCCCGAUAUCUCAAUGGCCGACAGUUGAAACUAACCACAAACAUCGGUGCAUCGACGACGAUUUCGGCAGACUUCCAGUUAUUAAAAGAAUAAACUCAUCGUUAAACGUAAUUGGUUAAAUAAUUGUAAUAUUCGGAUGAGUAUUUUCAGUGUUUAACGACACAAUUAAAACAAAGUAAAUGACACGAUAACAGUCAAAAGAUAAGAAUCUGUACAUUAAACAAUAUAAUUCAAGUUAUGGUGAGUACCUACCAAACAUUUAUUUAAUGGUAAAUAAGAAGGUUCUCCCUUAUAAAUUAUAACAACAUUCAUCGUUAAAAUUUAAAAAUAAUAACUGCAUUGAUAUUAUAUUACCAUCCAUAUUUAAUUUUUUUUGAUACUAUAGCGUUCCUUGCUUAAUAAAAUUGUUUAUUUUCAAAUAUAUUUUUUUUAAAUGUUCAACUCGUUGAUCAAGUGUUAAAAUUUAAAUCGAUUGAAUAAUUAAGUGUCCAGAAAAUAUACGAUCACCUAUACAAUUUUUUUCAAAUCCUAAAUUCGAUUUAUCAUAAUUAUUGUAAGUCUAGCUUAAUUGCUUAUGGUGUGAAGGAUCUAUAGAUAAGGAUCAUAUAAAUUUGUGAGUAUCGUGUGUGGCUGCGUUAUCAAUAAUGUAAUGUGUAGUUUUUGAUAAUUUAAUCAUAAUAAUAGUAGGUACUAUAUUAUAGGUACUAUAUUAUUACAGAGUAUACGUUUUAUAAUAACAUACAAUAUAUGUAAUGUAUAGUGUAGCCGGUAGUCGUUAAUUUAUAUUACUUUGUUCAAUUCGUUAUAUAAUAUUCAGUGUAGGUAUGGUGUUCAAAAUUUAUCUUGACUUUUCUUUUGCCCGGAAUAAAAAUUGUGUUUCGAAGCAGUAUAUUAUCAGGUAGGCAAUCUUCCUGUGGUAGACCCCGUGCUCAUUUAACUCAAAAGUAUCAAAUAAUACUAAAUUUUAUAUAAUACGGUGGAUUAAUAUAAUCAAUUAUUACAUAACCCUAAUCUAACCUGACCGUACCUACUAAAAUCCGAUGAAUAAAAAAAACCAAAUUUAACCCUUUUUAAACUAGUCUAUAUCAUUCCCAGAGGUCUAAUUUGCACACAAACAUUAAUUUAUAUAUAAAUAUAUAUAUAUUACCGUAAAUGCCCGAUCACUGGAUAAACCUUUUUGUGCUCAGUAAAUGCUGAAGUUCUUAAUUUUAUUCGGGCUUUUACUAAACACGUUGUGUAUAUCCUAGGAUAUACGAAUUGACUUAGUAUAAGCUGAUCAAUACACGACACAUAACAUUUAAGCGAUAAGCUGCGUAAAAAUUAAAAUUAUAUAUACUUUUCCAGAAAAAAAUAUUUUUGAGUGAAUUCUAUAUAACAGCUCUUUAAAUAGUUAAAAUAUAUAAAGUGAAAGUUAUAAUUGAUAGUAAAAUAUUUUUUUUUUAAAUUAUUACAGUUCAUAUAAUUAGCAGAAUGAGCUCCUCGAUAUUUAUACAUCUGUGGAUUUGUAUUUUGGUAUUCUUACCAUCAUGUUACAGAGGUCGAGCUGAGUUCUACUUUAAAGAUGAUGGUUUGAUGAUAAAAAGAACUGACUGGUACAAACAUCUCAAAACCAAAGAAUUAGAUGAUCAUAUUAAAACAUUUGUCAGCGAUAUUGAGAGACGUGAGGAGGAUAAAUUAUGGUUUGGGUUAAAUAUGGAUAUUGGAAGCCCGGAGCAUGGACUUUUGAUCGAUUCUCAGCUUUCCGAAGAACUGUAUUCAUUAUAUAGGCAUGCUGAAAUUGUUUCUGAAGCUUCCUCCUUUAUACGCCAUAGAGAAUGUCAAGAUGGUGGAGGACAAUGUGCCAUAGACUUAUCGAAAGUGAAACUAGACAAGACAUCUUUGGGUAAUAUUUGUUUGUCCAUGUUUUACAACAAAACAGCAUGCAUCGGGAUGAACUUGAAGUAUCGUAGUCCUGACGGUUCUUGUAACAACUUGAAACGUUACUACUCGGGAAAAGCAACCACGGCUUAUAAACGUUUGCUGUUUAAUAACUAUAUUAACAGUUUCGAUAGAGUUAGGGAAGAUUCUUUUUCGUCUUACAGACCCAGUCCUAGAACGCUGAGCGUUGAAUUUGUCAAAGACGAGCACUCACCAGAUGACUUCAAAACGAUGGCAAUGGCGUACUGGACGAUUUUUGUAGGCCAUGAUCUAUCUCACACGGCAAUGUCUAGAAUGCUGACUAGUAAUAAAUCCGUGAGCUGUUGUGGAGAAAGACGGUUCCAGCUCAUACCUGGAAGCAUAUACGACGAGUUGUGCUUGCAAGUUGUGAUACCGGAUGGAGAUCCAUUUUUCCGUGUCCCUCAUCGUUGUAUGCACUACGCGCGUUCGGUGCCAGCUGUGCGUUCCGAUUGUACUUUUGGAGUCAAGGAACAAAUGAACCAAGCUACUCAUUAUUUAGAUGGGUCGAUGAUAUACGGUUCGUCGGCGAAACGGACGUGGUCGUUGAGGACCAACUUGGACGGCCAACUAUUGACAAGCAUAGGCUGCGAUAACAAGAACCAUGGCGACCAGCUACAGCCGCAGUAUAUGCCGCUGGAAGACACCGAAUCAAACGCCUGUCAGUAUGGCAGCGGCACGUGUUAUAGAGCUGGUGACAUCCGGGCAAAUGCGCUUCCCCAAUUGACGGUCAUGCACACAUUGUGGAUGAGGGAACACAACCGGUUGGCCAAACUACUGUCCCACGUCAACCCGCACUGGGACGACGAACGUAUUUUUCAGGAGGCCAGGAAAAUCGUUACGGCAUCCAUUCAGCACAUAACUUACGCUGAGUGGCUGCCAGCGCUGCUCGGGGAAAACUACACCAGGCGGAACAGGCUUGAGCUGCCGACAAAAGGCUACAGUAACGCGUACAACGAGACCACUGACCCGAGCGUCAGCAACAGCUUUGCGACCGCAAUAUUACCAUUCGCCAAUUCCAUGUUAAGCGACACCAUCAGUUUAUAUACGGAAGGCCGAAUGAUCAACGCAAGUCUUUCACUAAAGGAACAUUACAACCGACCAACUGGUUUACUAUUAAAUUACAUGGACCAGCUUGUCAGAGGGCUAUCUACACAGAAUACACAAAAAAUUGAUAUGCUAUUUACUAAAACGCUUACAAAUUACUUAUACAGUGUUUAUCCAAACCACGCGUUUGGAAUGGACAUCGUCAGCUUGGAUAUACAACGAACCCGCGAUCAUGGUAUACCAAGCUACACAGAAUUUAGAAAAUAUUGUCGACUAAAAGCUAUCAGAAGUGUACAAGAUUUAUCCAAGAUCAUGGUUGAAGGCUCAACUGAUAGACUAUUGAAGCAAUACAAACAUUGGAGAGAUAUAGAGCUUUUGGUAGGUGCAUUGUUUGAGAAACACGAAGAAGACUCAAUGGUUGGCCCAACGAUGAGAUGUAUCAUUAGAGAACAGUUUAUAAGAACUAGAAUGGCAGAUAGAUAUUUUUACGAUUUACCAAAUAUAUUCAAUGAAUAUCAACUGACAGAAAUCAGAAAAGUGACGCUUGCCAGAAUCUUUUGUGACAACAGCAAUAAUGUCACAAUGAUGCAGAAAAAAGUAUUUUUGAUACCUGCAAUGGCUGAUAUGCAACUCUGUAAUUCCCAAUUAAUUCCAAAAAUCAACAUCAAUCACUGGUCAGAGAUGGUCGAUACAUUUCAAAAAUAACUUUAAAUUUAAUAAUCAAUAAUCAGUGGAAGUACCUUCACUGGAUGGUUUGUUCCCUCAAGUAACUCAAGCCAUUGCGUUUAAUUUUAUUUAAAAAACCUACAUUAGGCUUAUUGUAGGUACUUUUUUUUAGUAUAGAUUGUGUAAGUUAUAGAUUAAAAAAAAUAAUCAAUAAUCAGCCUUUAAUCUAACCUUAUUUUCAUUUUACCUAUAUAUCUUGUUUAUAAUAAAUAUUCUUAAAUUAAUUAUGAGUCUAAAAUUUGCUAUGUUACACACUUGUAAGACGGAGACAACAAAUUUCACUGUAACGGCUAUAAAAAUAUUUUUGUCUGUCGCAGAAAAAUUAUAGUCAGGCCAAAAUACAAUCAAGAUAAAUUUUAGGUAUGUAUACUCUGCAACACCUCAAAUGACGGCUCUGCUUUUGCCCAAAUACCGAUUUUUAUGAUUUACAUAAACUACACCGUAUUAAUAUGACAAUAUGAACUACCCACACAGCAUUUGUCAAUCAAAAAAUUGUAUAAUUAUUGAAUUUGAUAUGGAUUCAGAUAUUUAAAUUUAAAAGUUAAUGAAUUAUUGAUAAAAUAUUUUAAUUUUUACGCUGUAACCAAAACAUUGAAUA
Messenger RNA from Metopolophium dirhodum (rose-grain aphid), 5551 nucleotides. RefSeq names its product peroxidase-like. Bases 2716 to 4932 code for a protein of 738 amino acids. Lineage: Eukaryota; Metazoa; Arthropoda; Insecta; Hemiptera; Aphididae. Gene Ontology annotation, molecular function: peroxidase activity; heme binding. Gene Ontology annotation, biological process: response to oxidative stress. The transcript has 10 exons. The record is from RefSeq and is a predicted model, not a curated record.